GAGUGUUGUUUUGACUCUCCAACUGAAAACUCCAUCCACUGAUUGGUUGGUCACUUUGCGAUGGGCAAAAAGGUAAAAUGGAGCUGGAGCUCGGCGCUAAUCGGAGCAGCAACGGCGGUGGCAGCGACGGCGGCGAUAUCCGCAAAACCCAAGGACCCAACCUUCCACCUCAUAUCCAUCAAGUUCACCGCCCUUAAGCUCAACCUUCCACUCCUUGACGCCGAGCUACUCCUCACCGUCCACGUCACGAACCCUAACAUCGCCCCUAUCCACUACUCCUCCACCACCAUGUCCAUCUUCUACCAAGGCUCUCUCCUCGGCUCAGCUCAGGUCGAAGCCGGUUCUCAGCCACCACGCUCCUGCCAGCUUCUCCGCCUUCCCGCCCGCCUCCACGGCCUCGAGCUCGCUCACCACGCAACUAGCUUCGUCGCCGACUUCGCUAGGCGCGAGAUGGUGCUCGACGCCGCCGUCGACAUCGCUGGCACCGCCAGGGUUCUCUGGUGGGACCAUAAGUUUAAGGUCCACGUGGAUAGCCGCGUCACCGUUGAUCCUGUCUUUCUUGAUGUCAUUGAUCAGGAAAAUAACUCCGAACUUGAAGUCUUCACCGCGGCAUAGCCAAAGUAUGAGUAUUUGAGAUGUAAAAUUGUAAGCAUUGGAAUUAUUUAUUUCUU
Molecule: messenger RNA, 671 nt
Organism: Gastrolobium bilobum
Lineage: Eukaryota; Viridiplantae; Streptophyta; Magnoliopsida; Fabales; Fabaceae
Exons: 1
Coding region: 61-615 (184 amino acids)
Biological process (GO): response to desiccation
Cellular component (GO): plasma membrane
Source: RefSeq, a predicted model, not a curated record